Spea bombifrons (plains spadefoot toad) is the source of this 2402-nucleotide messenger RNA. It is a transcript of the gene PPM1A, whose product is annotated as protein phosphatase, Mg2+/Mn2+ dependent 1A. Lineage: Eukaryota; Metazoa; Chordata; Amphibia; Anura; Pelobatidae. Gene Ontology annotation, cellular component: cytosol; nucleus. The transcript has 6 exons. The record is from RefSeq and is a predicted model, not a curated record. Bases 313 to 1464 code for a protein of 383 amino acids. Gene Ontology annotation, molecular function: manganese ion binding; magnesium ion binding; protein serine/threonine phosphatase activity. Gene Ontology annotation, biological process: positive regulation of canonical Wnt signaling pathway; protein dephosphorylation; negative regulation of canonical NF-kappaB signal transduction.
AAGUGACGCAGCGCGCGCUCGGUCCCUGGGCUGACUGGACUCGGCCGCCCGUCCCCGCGCGGAUUGUCGGUGCAUUGGCGGAGUCGCCGCGGAUUAGCGCCUGUUUCGGGUCACCCUUACCCCCCUCUGCUUUCUCCGCACGAUCAGUUUGCCUUACAGUCCCCCGGGGGGGUCGGGGGAGAAGCGGAAUGAGGAGUCGGUGUGCCCGAGACACGCUCCUUGGCAUCGCCUGAAUGCUGUGAGACUCCCCGGCCUCCCGUCAGCAGCCGCCCCGCGCCUCCAGCUCUGCCGGUCUAAAGAAUCCGAGACACGAUGGGCGCGUUUUUAGACAAGCCAAAGAUGGAGAAACACAACGCCCAAGGGCACGGCAACGGCCUCCGCUACGGGCUGAGCAGCAUGCAAGGCUGGAGGGUGGAGAUGGAGGACGCCCACACGGCGGUCAUCGGCCUGCCAAACGGACUCGACGGCUGGUCGUUCUUCGCCGUUUACGACGGCCACGCCGGCUCCCAGGUUGCCAAAUACUGCUGCGAGCAUUUGCUGGACCACAUCACCAGCAACCAGGACUUCAAGGGCACCGACGGGCAGCUGUCCGUGGAGAGCGUGAAAAGCGGCAUCCGGACGGGCUUUCUGCAGAUCGACGAGCACAUGAGGGUCAUCUCCGAGAAGAAGCACGGAGCCGACCGCAGCGGCUCCACCGCCGUGGGCGUCAUGCUCUCCCCGCAGCACAUCUACUUCAUCAACUGCGGAGACUCGAGGGGCUUACUAUGCAGGAGCAAGAAAGUCCACUUCUUCACGCAGGAUCACAAGCCCAGCAACCCGCUCGAGAAGGAGCGCAUCCAAAACGCCGGCGGCUCCGUGAUGAUCCAGCGCGUGAACGGGUCGCUGGCCGUCUCCCGGGCCCUCGGUGACUUUGAUUACAAAUGCGUCCACGGGAAAGGCCCCACGGAGCAGCUCGUGUCGCCCGAGCCCGAGGUCUACGAGAUCGAGCGGCAGGAGGACGACGACCAGUUCAUAAUCCUGGCCUGCGACGGCAUCUGGGACGUCAUGGGGAACGAGGAGCUCUGCGAUUUCGUCAGGUCGAGGCUUGAGGUCACCGACGAUCUCGAAAAAGUGUGCAAUGAGAUCGUGGACACCUGCCUCUACAAGGGAAGCCGGGAUAACAUGAGCGUCAUCCUGAUCUGCUUUCCGAGCGCCCCGAAAGUAUCUCCGGAGGCCGUGAAGAGAGAGGCAGAGCUGGACAAGUACCUGGAAGGCCGAGUAGAAGAGAUCAUAAAGAAGCAGGGCGAAGAAGGCGUCCCAGACUUAGUCCACGUGAUGCGUACGUUAGCCACUGAGACCAUCCCCAAUCUCCCGCCUGGGGGGGAACUGGCCAGCAAACGGAGUGUGAUUGAGGCCGUUUACAACAGACUGAAUCCGUAUAGAAAUGAUGACACUGAUUCGGCUUCCACCGAUGAUAUGUGGUAAAUCUGUCCGUGUGAGAAUUUGGGGGUUUUAUUCCUUCCUCGGAAAAAAACAAACAAACAAAAAAAAAAAAAAACGAAAAUCCAGCCCGACCUCGGUGAUCCUCCAUGUCCAUCCCGAGCUUUCCCGUUAGCGAAGUGGGCGAGAUCGGCGACACCAGCGCAUCCCAGCAGCUCCAACAACUGGCAGAGAACCGGAUUUCUAUCCCCGACGUCUUUUUUUUUUCUUUCUCUAUCACUUCCUCACUAUAUAUAUAUAUAUAUUUUUUUUCUUUGUAAAAUUGAAACUUCUGUAAACGUUCUUUGACGAUAAUUCACAUUGUAAAUCAGACUCCAGCAAUUUCUUGUAUGAUUUAUUAUUUUUUUUUUUGUAAAGUGCGAUUUGUCCUUGUAAAAAAAAAAAAUGGUCAUAUUUAAUGAUGGACUGCGAAUCUCUCCUAAAGGUUACAGGACGUCUGGCUUGUUAUGUGAUGCAACCAAUAAUCUAACCCUAUACCUUCAUGUGGUGGUUUUAGAUUUUAAAUUCAGCAGCAACAUAACCAGCCGGGGGGCCCCCACCAAAUUGUGUAAGAUUGUAUCUUUAAGCGUCUAGUUUAUUAUUUCAUCGGGAAUAAAAAUCGCGCCGCUUAGUAAACGCGCGCCUUUAAACCUCGUUCCUGCUUCCGAUCGGAGAUUUUGACUGUACAGUUGUUAUUUUUUUUUGCCCCCCCCUUUGAAUACCACCGGGGCUCACGUCACGUCGGUUUGCCGUCUGGCACAUAUUGUACUUUAAAAAAUGGGUACACGAAACUUUCAAAUUUAUUUACUAAUCACUUGUGUGGAGAAAUUUACUUUUUUUUUUUCCAUUUUAAAUAAAAAAACGACACUGGCUGGGUCUGUUGCUGCUACAGAGUUUUGAAUACCAUUUUAUCAAUAAAGCUUGAUUUGAGAAACAAAUAUAAA